Molecule: messenger RNA, 489 nt
Organism: Gryllus bimaculatus (two-spotted cricket)
Lineage: Eukaryota; Metazoa; Arthropoda; Insecta; Orthoptera; Gryllidae
Source: the annotation of a GenBank genome assembly
CAACGGAGAUCGUAGGGGCUGGAUCUGACAAGAUGGCAGUUGCGUUGCUUUCUAUGUGUCAAAACAUCCAGAGAAAUGUCGUGUAGUUGUAAACUGUGCAUUGUAUAUUGCUGAAUUGUUUCCAAUAUCGUUGUCGCAAUGGAGCUUAUUAAAACACCAAAGUGCCCAGUGACUGUUCGCACGCCGAGCGCCGUGGCUGUUGCACAAAAUGAACCGCUGGCGCGGUUGCACGGUGCGCGGCGUGUGACGUCCGGCGGGGCCGCCUUCGACCCGCGUGACAACUCGCCGGACGCGAUGUACGCCGGCCACGAGCUCUUCUCGCCCGAGGGAGCCUCCUGGUCCGUCAAGUACACCGGCAUCCCCGUGUCCCCUUCCGUCUACGCGCGAAUCAGGUCGUGGUUGCUGCAAGAGCAGGAGAACCCGGAGCCUGACCUCUACCAGGGUUCCCUCAUCCUCAGGAAGGUAAAUGCCGUCGGCGACAUGUGCUAG